Molecule: messenger RNA, 640 nt
Organism: Acanthocheilonema viteae
Lineage: Eukaryota; Metazoa; Nematoda; Chromadorea; Rhabditida; Onchocercidae
Source: the annotation of a GenBank genome assembly
GAUACGAAAAGAGCUUGCAUCAGGCGCAUGGUGCCCAAAACCACAAAUUAAAGCAGGCUCGUAUGAAUUCUUAGAGGUGAAUUUUGAGCAGGUAUAUGUGAUCACAGGAAUUGAAACACAAGGUCGUUAUGGGAAUGGGACAGGUCGAGAAUAUACGACGCAUUAUACGAUUGAAUAUCUAAGAUUGAACAGUUCAUGGAUAAAGUAUCACAGUAGAGCUUUAAUUGAGGUAUUAGACGGAAAUGAAGAUACGACGAGUACUGUACGGAGAGAUUUGGAUCCACCGUUUGUUGCUUCACAAAUUCGAAUUGUACCUUAUUCAACGCAUGCAAGGACAAUGUGCCUGAGAGUGGAAUUUUACGGAUGUCCAUAUAAUGAUGCUUUAAUGUUCUAUUCGAUGAAUAAUGAUGGCUCCAGAAUUGACAAUUAUGAUUUUCGUGAUAAGAUUUUUGAAAAAUCAAAUAUGCUUAGUCAUUUCACAAAUAAUAAAAAAGGUUUAGGACUACUCACAGAUGGUGUCAUUGCUACAACAAAUCCAUUAGAUGAUAUUACCGGUAGCAACAAUAUAAUAUCAGCAUGGAUUGGUUGGAAUCAGUUGAUAACUAGUAAAAAUUGCUAUAUAGAAUUUUAUAUGUUUUAG